GCCGCAUUCCUUUCGUCUCAUAAAUAAAAAGGGAGGGAGUGGAAUUAUUUUUGUGAAUUUUCCUUUCAUCAUCUUUAUUUCUUUCUUUCUCCAAACCUUACAUGUUUUCUCCAAAAUUAAUUGUAUCCACAUUUAAUAACGAUACCAAGGCCAAUUCUGUUAGAGUUGAAUCCCCUGCUUCUUACUUCUGUUCUACCAACCACUAUGAGCAGCAGUUGAAUAUAGAGAACAUCCGCAAAUAUUCCUUAUCGGAUGCUAUUCGCUUAGCCUCUCAAGCCAACAUGAAGCAUGAUGCUAACGGUUGUUGUGAUUGUAAUGUUGUAGCUGGCUAUUACAUUACCGCAGUACGCUAUGCUCGUGAAAGCGCUCCUGUUAUUUGUAAUCGUGAUAUGUUUGAUUUGGUCUGGCGCAUGACAAACUUGGUGCUAUCUCAUCGCGAGACUAGCAAAUACCAGUACCUGAGCUGGUAUGAGAUGAUCACGCUGGAGCUUUGGGAGUUUGCCAAGCAAUUAAAGGAUGAGUCUUAUGAAUGCGAUCAGCACAUCCCUACUUACGGUGCAAAUAUCAAACGAGGUUCGAUAGACUCGGUGACCAGUGAUACUAGCUACAAUGAAGAUGCCAACGAUGAGGAAAAUUACCGUAGAGCCAUCCGUAUCACAAUUUAUAAUUGUCGAGCCUUGGUGUAUGAACAGUCAAGUGAGCUCAACCAAGCUAUUAUAUAUUACCGAAAGUGCGCCUCUGUACGACCCACCCCCUUCGAACCUCAACAAUUCUUACAAAAAUCCGCGUUAGAUUCCAUGCAAAGGCUUAUCAGAUCUUUCCCCCAAUCUCCUAUAUCAAGACAAAGACCAAGCUAUAGUGGUUUUAUGAGCUCCGAUUCUUUAUCCACUUCAACAACUACAUCCUCUAGCUCUUCCGUUGUGUCCAGGUCUCCCAUGAACUGCUCUCAUUGCGGUAUUGAGAAAAUAACGAUGCCUGUUUGUGCCAAAUGCAAAGUGCAACCCUACUGCAGUAUACGUUGUAUGAAAUCACAUAAAGAUACCCAUAGUUCUGUUUGCGGAUCUACUUCAAAAUCCAGGUCAUUUUAAAUACUUAUCUUUGGGCAUCGCACAAAGAAAAAAAAAGAUCCUCUAUACUAUUUAUUGCACUCAUCCUUAUCUUACACUUGAAUAAUUACGACCUCCACCCCUCCUUUUUUUUAGCAAAAAAAAAAAAAAGAGAAAACUUAAGUACGACAAUACCUCUUUUCUAUCUGUACAUUUGCAUUGUAAAACCUUAAUUUUAAUAAAAUAUAAUUUACAAUUUCAUGAUUAUAAA
Messenger RNA from Mucor mucedo, 1317 nucleotides. RefSeq lists its product as uncharacterized. The transcript has a single exon. The record is from RefSeq and is a predicted model, not a curated record. NCBI's taxonomy places the organism in Eukaryota, Fungi, Mucoromycota, Mucoromycetes, Mucorales, Mucoraceae. Bases 102 to 1088 code for a protein of 328 amino acids.